Messenger RNA from Callithrix jacchus (white-tufted-ear marmoset), 805 nucleotides. NCBI's taxonomy places the organism in Eukaryota, Metazoa, Chordata, Mammalia, Primates, Cebidae. The record is from RefSeq and is a predicted model, not a curated record.
UCACCGCACCCAUCUCAUUGACCGGCAGAAAAACAGACCAAUUGACAGCCUUAGUUCCGCCCCCUACGCAAGAACGGCCAGACAAGUUAGACAGAGAGAGCACUAUGGAGGCACUAGGAGGGCACAGGCGCUUGCGCAAUAGGGUGGCCUCUCCCCGCCGCGUGCGGCGCGAACGACGGCGCAGGCGCCAAGGCUCUGGCACGCCACUGCGCAUGUGUGUCAACUCUAAGGGCGGGUGCUGGGUUUGCGGCUUUCGGUUAACACCGCAGGCACCACACCUGUUGGUGUUCAGAUGGAGCAGCACACUAGUCAUCCUAACAGAAAAGACAGGGUUUCAUUGUGUUGGCCAGGCUGGUCUUGAACUCCUGACCUCUGAUGAUUCGCCCACCUUGGCCUCCCAAAGUGCUGAGAUUACAGGUGUGAGCCACCGUACCCGGCCACUUUUAUCCACUUCUCAUGUUCCAGCCAAGGAGGAAGCUAAUGCUGUGCCUCUUUGUAGAGCAAAACCCUCCCCCAGCUACAUUAAUCUUCAAGCAAGUUCCCCACCAGCCACUUUUCUGAAUAUCCAGGCAACAAAGCUGCCCUCAGCCCAAGGAAUGCCUAGGACUCCUGGAAUGUAUGUAUGCCAACCUCCAGCUUCAGACCCAGCUCGCCCGACAACAGAUGGCUAUUUUGGAAAAUUUACAGGCAUCCGUGACACAAGUGGCUCCUGGGAGGAGAAGCAAGAACUCUUCUCUCCCAGCCUUAUCUCCUAAUCCACUGUUAAAUCACCUGCCCCAGUUCAGUAAAUGAAGUGUGGAACAAA